AUUUCUACAUCCCGCAGCAGGAAAUCGAGCUCUUCUUCCCCAAAUUCACCCCCCGAAAAGAACAUAGGAAUUAGGGUUUGGAGAAUUAGCUGAAUUGCAAAACUCCCCUAAUUGAUCCACUGCCCACACUUCUGUAAAAAAUUGAGGAUUCCGUUGAGCUUUACAUCGAUGAAGGAAAAAACUGGGGACGAUGGAGGCCGGAAAAGAUUUAACGGCCAAAAUUCGAAGACGAAGAAGAAUAUGCAGAGAUUGGGCGGGAGAGGGCUUUCUCUUGAGGCAUUCGCCAAUGCUAAAUCACAUAACCCAAAUGCUUAUAAUCCCGCCAUUAUCAAGAAGCAGAAGGAAUUUUAUAAGAAUGCUAAGUAUGUGAAAAAGUACAAGAGCUUAUUAAAACAAGAAAAGCAGCAGAAUGAAGUCCCAACAACCAGGAGACCGAGACCCUUUGAGCUGAGAAAUGAGAGUGGAGAAGUUGCCGAUGGGAAGCGGGACCGAAAGAAAGAGAAAAAGAGUGAAGCACAGGUUCUUGAAGAGAUAGCUAACAAGCAGCGGGAAGAGCAAGAGAGAGCCAGGAUAGAAAGGGAAGCUUCUGUUCUAGCAAAGCAGGAUGAAAAGCAAAGAUCAGAAGCCCGAAGGAAAUCUUUGAAGGAGAAGAUGUUCAAGAAAACAAAGUCCGGACAACCUGUGAUGAAAUAUAGAAUCGAACAUAUCCUUGAAACGCUUCAAGGUUCAUCGGGAUAGGUUUUGUUGUAUACAUUGUUGUAUAUUGACCUUGUUAAAUAUCUCACUUGUAGUAAAUUCUCCUUGUCGUCGAAUGAGUAAUUUUGUCCUUAUUUUGGGCUUUUUUUUGUAAUGGGACUACUGGAUUAAAAGUACUGUUGUUUUCUUGACAUUCUGAUAAGGUGAUAAUGGUGUUUUCUUUGAAAAUAAAAGCUAAGGUAGAACAUUUUGUUUGGAGGUUAUUCAAAGGUUGGGUUCCAGUUGAGGACUUGAGGUAGACAGGAUUUGCAAAACCUGUGGUAUCGAGUUUUUGUCUUUGGAACAUGUCCUCUUUCAUUGUAGCUUUAGCUUUGUGGCAGUUAGCAACUGUGAGAUGGGAUGGAUUGCAACAUCUAAUGGGUAGCUUUACAAUUGGAGCUGUCUGAUAAAGGCAACCAGCAGGAAAGAAUUCCAAGAAAGAGUGGAGGCUUCGGCUCAUAUAAUAUGGCCAUUGUGGAAAGCAAGGAACGAGUGGCAAUUCAAAAGGGAGAGGAAGGAAGCGUGGAUGGUGGUGGGCAGGAGUUUCAGAGGAUCAAGCUGGUAAGAGAAAAUGCUAGUAGAGGAGCACAACAGCAUGAAACUGGAUCAGAGCUGGAAAGGGCUUUUAAAUUUAUGUUAUAGCUACAACCUUGACUUGUCUAACAAUUUGAUACAAACUUGGGAC
Oldenlandia corymbosa var. corymbosa is the source of this 1420-nucleotide messenger RNA. Lineage: Eukaryota; Viridiplantae; Streptophyta; Magnoliopsida; Gentianales; Rubiaceae. The record is from the annotation of a GenBank genome assembly.